Molecule: messenger RNA, 1696 nt
Organism: Stomoxys calcitrans (stable fly)
Lineage: Eukaryota; Metazoa; Arthropoda; Insecta; Diptera; Muscidae
Product: probable cytochrome P450 12c1, mitochondrial
Exons: 4
Coding region: 39-1637 (532 amino acids)
Molecular function (GO): monooxygenase activity; iron ion binding; heme binding
Source: RefSeq, a predicted model, not a curated record
GCAUUUCAGCGCUAACGCCGAAAGUGAAAAGACCCAAAAUGUUAUCAAAAAUUAUUAGAAGACAACACAACAGUCUCUGUAAUGUAUGGACGCACAAAAAAUUUUCAACAGCUAUUGAUAUCAAGCCUGAUCAUUCCAGUCUGGAAAAUUCCUAUGCCAGUGAUUUACAAAAGGAAUGGCAACAAGCGAAACCAUUCUCAGCAGUACCAGGCCCAAGCAGAUUUCAAAUGAUUCGUGGCUUCAUGAAAGGUGGCGAAUUUCAUGAUAAGCCAUUUGAUGUUCUCUUGCGUCUGUUUCGAUCUCGUUAUGGUGACAUUUUUUUGAUACCCGGAAUGUUUGGACAAAAUACCCACAUGGUUUCCUUCAAUCUGGCUGAUCAUGAGAAAAUUUUUCGCACCGAAGGUCCAUAUCCAAUGAGACCGGGCAAUGAGUUGGCCCUUGAAUAUCGUUUGGCGCGAGAGGACGAUUUAUAUGAUGAAGAAAAUUUAGGUGUUGCUGGACAUGGUGCUCAGUGGGGCAAAUUUCGUCAUGCUGUUAAUCCAGUUCUAAUGCAACCCAGAAAUAUUGUGCUCUACAUUAAUCCCACACAAACAGUUAAUGAAGAGUUUAUCAAAAGAAUACGUCAAAUACGCGAUCCGAACACCCUUGAAGUGCCUGGCAAUUUUCUAACUGAAAUUAAACGUUUAUCCUUUGAUUCGGUUGCUUACAUUGCUUUAGACAAAUACUUUGGCCUUGUUCGCAAUGAUGCCUGCCUACCGGAAGCUCAAGAAUUAUUUGACAAUUUUCAGAUGUUUUCAAUGGCAACAUACGAUUUGGGUAUAAAACCCUCAAUUUACAAAUACUUUAAAACUCCCACCUACAAACGUUUCGAAAAGGCAAUGGACAGAAUAACGGAUAUAUGCUGCAAAUUUGUAGACGAAGCUCUGGGGCGCAUCGAAAAUACUGGUCAUAAGGGUGAGGGUAGAAGUGUGUUGGAGCAAUUGUUGAAAAUCGAUCGUAGAAUUGCCAAAAUUAUGGCGGUGGAUAUGUUAAUUGCGGGGGCCGAUACCACUUCCACAAUAAUGUCGGGAGCCCUUUUGUGCUUGGCCACCAAUGCGGAGAAACAGCAAAAGCUGCGUGAAGAAAUCCUUAAUACCGUUGGCAAAACUGAAAAAUUCACCAUGGAAAAUAUGAAAAAUCUUCCCUAUUUAAGAGCCUUCAUUAAGGAGUCCUUGCGCUUGUAUCCCAUUAUCUUUGGAAACAUGCGUGGCACAGGUAUGAAUUUAUGUUUGAGUGGCUAUCAAGUACCCAAAGGGACUCAUGUCAUUUUAACCUCAAAUUUGUUGCUACAAGAUGAAAAAUAUUUCAAUCGCCCCAAAGAAUUUCUGCCUGAACGCUGGUUACGCUCCAACGAUGGAGAGUUAUCGGACGGCACAUCGCUCAAGCAUACCAAUCCCUUUAUAUUUUUACCCUUUGGUUUCGGUCCCCGUUCCUGCGUUGGCAAACGUGUUGUCGAAUUAGAGCUGGAAAUAACUCUGGCCAAUAUUGUGCGAAAUUUUCAAAUGGAAUACAAUUACUCAACGGAAAAUGCAUUUAACACUUACUUCAUGAAUACGUGUAACAUACCACUGAAAUUCAAAUUUACAGAUUUGAAAUAAUGAUGGAAUCUAUUGACUUUAGUUAAGAUUUAUUCGCAUGUCUCUUUUAAAUAUUGAAU